Messenger RNA from Microbotryum saponariae, 1872 nucleotides. Lineage: Eukaryota; Fungi; Basidiomycota; Microbotryomycetes; Microbotryales; Microbotryaceae. The record is from the annotation of a GenBank genome assembly.
AUGGUCUCCAAGCUCAGAGCAUCCUCUGCGAACAUCAAGACGGCGCUGCGAACAGCUCAGGUCGCCGCCGACGACGGCACCGCUGCCUUCCCGCGGUUCCGAGAGGAGCAACUCGCCCGACUUUAUGGUGAGAAGCUUUGGCGGCUCAGACAUACCCUCUUCUGGUUCAACGAGCUCAUUAUUCGGUACCUCUUCAUGAUUCACAGGCGCCGUGUCUUCCGAACGUGAAGCCAUCGUUUCCGCCAUGCGAGCGGAUUCCGGUCGCACUCAGGCCGAAGCACAGACCGAGUUGACCAUCGUGCUAGAACAUGUUAAGGCACAAUUCGACCAGACUAAGUACGCCCAAGUCAUUGCAGCCCAAAAGACCGGCUAUGCGCAAGGUGUUACACAACGAGGUAUUGGUUUGGUCGUUGUGGUCGGCGAUGCAAGGGGUUAGUUACAGUCUCGCCGAGUCCCGGAGUGAAAGUUUCUCGGCACUAAUUGAGCUCAGAUUUUGACUUCCUUGCCCUCCACAGCUGCUCUGCUCUCCAUCAUCGCACCGCUUGCGUCGGCUAUUGCAUCUGGCAACGCCGUGGUGUCUGUUCUUGCCCCUGGAGCCUCGACUUUGAACAAGCUAUUGCUCGAUCGCCUCGCUACCCUCGACCGACAAUGCUUCGUUUUCGUUGAUCCCGCUGACACCAAGGGCGACGUCGUUCAAGAAGUCCGCGGAUCCACACCGGUCCUGAUCGUGGACGCGAGUUGUUCCUCGGGAUCCAACACGGUCGUUGUCGACAACCAUCGCUCGGCGGCGGAAUUGGCCCUAAUCGCUAAACUGAUCGUGCGCGGCAAGUGGUUCGGCCUCGGUCAGCUCCCUGGCAGCAUCGACCAGCUCUUCGUGCAUGAGGAGGCUUCUGGUCAAUUGUUGGAGCUCAUCCUCGAGGAAGUGCGCCAAAGCUUCGGAUCCGACCCCGCGCGAUCCGACGACUACGGUCGCUUGGCUCAGGCCUCCUUCGGCGCCGAGCUCGACCAGACCGUUCAGCGCGAGACGAGCCAAAGCGGCAAAAUCAUCGCCGGUGGAUCCUUCACCAAGCCCGGCUUCUUCCCCCCGACCAUCAUCGAGAAUGCGAGCAGGUAUGUCGAUUUUUUUUUCUCCCGUAUCUUGUCUGACUUUCCCAUGACUGACCGUCCGAUUGCUCACUCAUCAGUGUGCUGUUGUCCAAAGCUGGUUCGGGCCCAAUUCUCCCCGUGCGCAGCUUCAGGAGUUUCGAAGGAGUGCUCGCGGCGAUGGAGCAGACGUGAGUGACUGGCGAGCUCCAAUCACAAAUCCUCAACUACCUUUGUUGAUUCGUCAGCUUAUCUUGAUUCAUCUCGUAGCAAAACGUCAAACCUCUACGUGUUUGCUCUGGAGCAGGACUGCAGAUUCCUCGUUGCCGAGUCCGCCGCGUCCACGGUCUACACGGGAGACAUUCCUUUGGCAGCACUGUGUAAGAUCAGCAUAGCUUCUACCACUCAGGCCUCUUGCCCGACACCAUCUCACAACUUUCCGUCUGUCACCGAAUCAAAGAUCUUCCCAACCCGGAAAUCUACGCUCCGUCGCGCUUCACGCGACCCGUCCGAAUUUUCACCCCAACGACGUUGGCGAGCUCCAAGCUGGCCAAGUUGAUCGCGUUCGCGCCCUUCACCUCGGCUAAGCUCUUGGCUCUUGCCCAAGCCUCACCCUCCGACAAGCGCUUGGUUGUCAAGCGGGUCCAACCUGGAAACUCUUUCUUGCGCGCCUUCUUCCCCCAGGGUUUACUCAUCACGGCCGGUUUCGUCGUUUCCGUCUUGUUGAGUGCGACUGGAUUCGUUGGGUACCACAGUGUCCGAUGGAUCAGUCGCAAGUACUUUGCAUGA